UUAGAGCAGAACAGAUUGUGAGAAGGGUGGUGAUCACAUCGUCGACCAUCUAGGCACUGAGUUGCCCCUUUGACAAUUUAAAAGUUAUCAGUAUUGUGUCAGGAGAUCAAUAAUGUGGAAACUACGCGAAAUAACGGAUAAAGUCACCAAUGUGGUGAUGAACUAUUCGGAAGUGGAGGCCAAAGUCCGAGAGGCAACAAAUGAUGAGGCUUGGGGACCUCAUGGCAGCUUGAUGAAUGAGAUUGGCCAGUACACCUUCACAUAUGAACAUUUUCCUGAAGUCAUGGGUAUGCUGUGGAAACGGUUGUUACACGAAAACAGAAAAAACUGGCGGAGGGUCUACAAGUCCUUACUAUUGCUGUCUUAUUUGGUGCGAAAUGGAUCUGAACGUGUUGUAACAAGUGCCAGGGAACAUCUGUAUGAUCUACGUCAACUAGAAAACUACACAUUUACAGACGAACAUGGCAAAGACCAAGGUCUAAAUGUGCGACAAAAAGCCAAAGAUUUGAUAGAAUUUGUACAGAACGAUGACAGGUUAAGAGAAGAGAGGAAGAAAGCCAAGAAAAACAAGGACAAAUAUGUAGGAAUGUCAGGAGAAUUGGCCACAUCAAACUACAGAUACAGUGAUCGUUACGAUGAAGAUCCCAGGCCAAGAAAUGAAGGGCGACUGGAUGAUUUAGAAGACUGGGAUAAGAAAAAGUCUGUAGCUAGUGAGGCUUUAGACAAAGUCAAAGAUUUUUGGAACAGAGCCCAUGGCAGGAGAGGAAUAGAUGAUGCCUCAGACUACAAUGAUGACCUUGAUUAUCGAUAUGAUGAUGACCGAGAAUGGAGGAGAGAUCGUGGUGAGAGGAGCGAUCGUGGUGAGAGGAGCGAUCGUGGUGAGAGGAGCGAUCGUGGAGAUUUUGACAGAGGAGACCGGGAUCGAGAUCGUGGUCGGUUCAGGGACGAGUUCAGGGAUGAUGAUGAAUUCACCUCUGUGGAAAGAACGCAUACAACAAGCACAGAGAAAAUCACAACCAACAGGCGCUCCUCUGGGCGAGCACCGAAGGGGAAGAUAGAUCUUGGGGCGGCAACAAACUAUGGCAAGGAAGAUUCCAGUGAUAAAGUAUCCGGCCUUAUAGACACUGGUGGUCUAACUCCAAACUCAAGUAUUAAAUCUCAGAACUCCAUGGGAGACUUUGCUGACUUCACGUCUGUGUCUAAUGGAGAUGACUUCAACCCCAGAGGAACUGCUGCCACCUCACCAGGUCAGGGGGAAUUUGGGGACUUUGCACAAUUCCAGUCCGGUGCUCAGGCAAUUCCAUCUCAAGGGCAAGGCAAUUUUGCCGACUUCUCCAAGUUUCCAUCUGGAGGUACUACAAGUCCAGCCAGCACAGCGGGUGGAUCCUCCUCGGGCGAUUUGCUUGAUGUGUUUGGGGCAUCUCCAGGGCUUACCACACAGCCAGUUAACUCCUCUCCUAUGCAACCAGUGGGUGCACAGACUUUGAAUAGUCAGCCAAUGGGAAUGCAACCAAUGGGCAUGAUGCCCUUGGGAACACAACAGCAAAUGGGAAUGUCUCCAAUGGGUGCCCAGCCUAUGACACCUCAGGCUAUGGGCACACAGCAAAUGGGAGCACAGCCCAUGGGAACGCAAUCUAUGGGAAUGCAACCAGGAGCACAACCCAUAGGAAUUCAAGCAGGUGGGCAGCCAAUGAAUAUGAUGGGGAUGGCGCCAAUGCAACCCACACAAAUGGGAAUGCAACCAAUGGGAGGUCCUGUGAUGACUCCCCAACAGCCAGUCAUGGGAAUGUCACAGCCCAUGAUGUAUCCUAACUCCCCCCUGAUGACACAGGGUGUGGUGAGCCCCAGCUCCCCCACUGCCAUCCCACCCUCUAGCCUCGCCAAUAUACCCACUACUUCUGCUUUCUCUGCCAAUAAGACCACAUCCAGCAAUGUCAGUACUGUCACAACCACAAAGUCACCAGCUGCAAAGGGUCCAAACACAUGGUCUUCUGUCUCUGGGGUAGAUAUCAGCCUGGACACCCUGAACCCAGCCAACCGUUACCAGAAGCAGGCUCCACCCACAAUGAAACAGUUACAACAGCAAGUGUGGUAUCCAGAGCUGGGGAUGGGAUAUGCAGCUAACACAAUGGGAGGAAUGCAGAACUCACCUAACAUGUACCCCCAGAAUCAGCAGAUGUAUAUGGAUAACACAGGCAUGGGCCAGAUCAACCAGGGCAUGGCAGGCAUGACCCUUGCCAGUCCACAGGCAAACAUGAUGGGACAGCGAUCAAUGAUGGGACAGACCAUGGGAAUGCAGAUGCAGCACCCACAGGCUGGGAUGGCCUCGCCCACCCAAGGAAUGAUGGGUGGUAUGGGGCAGGGCAGCAUGAGUGGUAUGGGACAGGGCAGCAAUAUGGGUAUGCAGACCGGUACCAUGAGUUUACAGACCACCAUGGUAGGCUCCAUGCAACAUAGAACUGAUCAAGCCUUCUCUUCCUUUGGAUCCUUCCAGAAGUGAACCACAAGUCAUUAAUAACCACCCUUCACUCCAAAGUUACUGUGAUCGAACCGCAGGUGACAUUUACCCAAACGACACAUUACAUACCUAUAUAUAUAUAUGUAUGU
Liolophura sinensis is the source of this 2607-nucleotide messenger RNA. RefSeq names its product clathrin interactor 1-like. Lineage: Eukaryota; Metazoa; Mollusca; Polyplacophora; Chitonida; Chitonidae. Gene Ontology annotation, cellular component: plasma membrane; clathrin vesicle coat; endosome. Gene Ontology annotation, biological process: endocytosis. The coding region runs from base 113 to 2500 and encodes 795 amino acids. The record is from RefSeq and is a predicted model, not a curated record. The transcript has 16 exons. Gene Ontology annotation, molecular function: clathrin binding; phospholipid binding.